Helianthus annuus (common sunflower) is the source of this 1017-nucleotide messenger RNA. RefSeq lists its product as uncharacterized. Lineage: Eukaryota; Viridiplantae; Streptophyta; Magnoliopsida; Asterales; Asteraceae. The transcript has a single exon. The record is from RefSeq and is a predicted model, not a curated record. Bases 1 to 1017 code for a protein of 338 amino acids.
AUGGGGUUUCGACAUCAACAAUAUCCGGAUUAUGUGUGUUUACUAAAGAAGUCGCUCUACGGUUUGAAACAGGCCCCGCGUGCGUGGUACCAACGCUUUACGGACUUUGUCUUUUUAUUGGGUUUCAAACAAAGCAAAUGCGAUAACUCGCUUUUUACUUACCGUCACAACGGUGCUACAGCCUACUUACUUAUCUACGUCAAUGAUAUCAUUCUCACGACAUCGACAGACUCUCUUCGCGUGCAUCUUAUGUCUCGUCUCUCGGCUGAAUUUGCUAUGAAGGAUCUCGGGCCUCUUAGUCAUUUCUUGGGUAUUCAUGUUCAACGGCAAGGUGACACCAUGUUUCUUUCUCAGCAGGUUUACGCGAAAGAAAUUAUUGAUCGGGCCGGCAUGUCUACAUGCAAAUCCGCGGCAACACCAGUCGAUACUAAGCCUAAACUUGGCUCCAACUCGGGUGCUGAUUUUGACGAUCCAACGUUAUAUCGUAGUCUGGCGGGGGCCCUUCAAUACUUAACUUUCACGCGGCCCGAUAUCUGUUACGCUGUGCAGCAAGUAUGUAUGUAUAUGCAUGCACCCAAAGUCGACCAUUGGAAUGCCCUCAAACGCAUUAUUCGAUAUCUUCAAGGCACCUCGUCUCAUGGUCUCACAAUUGGUAUUUCUACGGAUCUUUCAUUACGUGCUUAUACAGAUGCCGACUACGCGGGUUGUCCGGAUACGCGACGUUCCACCUCUGGUUACUGUGUCUAUUUAGGACCGAACAUUAUUUCUUGGUCAUCUAAACGUCAAGCUGUCAUUUCUCGAUCCAGUGCCGAAGCAGAAUACAGGGGUGUUGCAAAUGUGGUUGCCGAAAUUUGUUGGCUUCGUAAUCUUCUGUUAGAAUUACAUCGACCCGUCACCACAGCCAGUCUUGUCUACUGUGAUAAUAUCAGUGCCAUUUACCUAUCCGGGAACCCCGUUUGUCACACCCCCAAAAUACCACCCAUGGGAAACCCUACUAGGCGUGUGACAAACCAAUAA